Gloeophyllum trabeum ATCC 11539 is the source of this 2688-nucleotide messenger RNA. RefSeq lists its product as uncharacterized. Bases 1 to 2688 code for a protein of 895 amino acids. Lineage: Eukaryota; Fungi; Basidiomycota; Agaricomycetes; Gloeophyllales; Gloeophyllaceae. The transcript has 7 exons. The record is from RefSeq and is a predicted model, not a curated record.
AUGGUCCGUUUUACUGCUUUCGAAAGUGAUACCGAGAGCGACGAGGACAUUCAGCUUUCCCCCGACUCGAGUCUGCGACGGUCGAUAGGACUCAGGGCUCCCAGCGACGAUGAAGACUCCGAGGCCGAGGUCGAACGGGAAGCACAGGCACAAGAGGCACAAGACGAAGAGCAGGAUGAAGCACCCGUGGAGGAAGAAGAACGACCGCGCGAAGGACGCUCGUCACCUCUGCGGGCUUCCGACCUCGAGACACCGCAAUCCUCACUUGUACGCCGCCCACCAUCCCCGCCGAGACAGCCCCCGCUCCCUCCUGACCGUGCGCUGACACCAUGGGCUCGGAGCGUCGGCGUCGACCCGCAAAAAAUGAAAGUCAUGCAGAGCGUGUUCUUCAGGCUGCCAGAGCAGGCCGAGGCUCUCAAGGCUGAGCAGCAGCAGCAGCAGCAGAAACAGGCAAAGACUCCUCGAGCCCAAUCCGCUCUCCGCAAGUCCAUGAAGAUGAGUCGAAAACAUGGCAGGGAGUCGGACGGCGAGAUGCACCGGUUCGGGUCGCAGGAGAGGGUGUCGUUCGAGACGCCUGUGGUCGGCCUCGCUCCCCGCCCCGUACGAAAAUUCACCCGAAUAUCGACAUCUGAGUCUACGGUGCUAGGAAAGGAGUCACUCCGAGCAGAUGCGGGCCUCGCCCUGGGCAGAUCAUUCCGCGUAGGCUGGGGACCCGGUGGGAAGCUAGCACACGUAGGAACGCUAUGUACCCCUUCCGCUUCACCGAAACCCGAUGUGGACCUGUCGACGGUGACGGUGACUUCGCUGCCGAUCGAGCCCGAACCUCUGGCGGUCUACCGGGGCCUCUUGCAACAGCACUUCAACAUUGCCGUCUUUCAGCUCGACGCCUCAGACAUCCCCUUCGCCACGCACUCACCAUCCGCGAAGCUCGGCUUCUCCACCUUCCUCAGCGCGCUCUCCGACGCCGGGCAGACCGGCAGCUUCGAAGAGUCGCUCUUCCGCCUCGGGCACGCGCUGUUCGACGACCUCGACCCGAGGCUCGGCGCGAGCGUGCCCGCGGAGGUGCGCGGCCGCAUCCUCGCGCUGCGGCGCAAGCACGCGCUGUCGCGCUGGCUGCAGGACGCGGUCGCGCCGGCGGUGGAGCGCGACCUGCGCGAGCGCGCCGCGCUGGGCGACGCGAGCAAGGCGUUCCUGCAUAUGACGGGCAACCAGAUCGCAAGGGCGUGCGACGUCGCGAUGGAGGGCGGGUACGCGAAGCUCGCGACGCUCAUCGCGCAGGCGGGCGGGGACGAGGAUUUCCGCGCGGAUAUUUUGCAGCAGCUCGAGGUGUGGCGCGAGGAGAAGGUGGAGGGUAUGAUCGAGGCGGGGGUGAAGAAGGUGUAUGCGUUGCUCGCGGGCGCGCUGGGCGAGCAUGAGGUGUGGAAGGAUCUGGACUGGAAACGCGCGUUUGGGCUGUGUUUGUGGUUUGGCCAGAAUGGGGAGGCGGGGAUCGCGGAUGCGUUCAAGCAGUACACGGAUGCGUAUAAGGGCGCCAGUGAGGGAGCGGGGAUGACGCCUCCCUUGCCUUGGUAUGCGGAGGCUGCGCGCGCAAAGUCACCGUGGAAGGUGCACAAGAAUGGUGACCCGCCAGAUAUCCUCUACUCCCUGAUCAGGUUAUACGCCGACCCGACAUGCUCCCUGGCGACGAUUCUGACCCCAUUGUCGUGCUCGCCCUCUCCGCUGGACUAUGCCAUGUGCUGGCAUCUCUACAUACUCCUGUCGCGGAUCAUGCGGCUCCGCGACUUCCCUGAUCGAGCGAGGCCACCUCGCAGGAGACGCAGGUCAGAAGAAGACGAGGAGGGUUAUGGUGAGGAGGACGAGGAGUCUGAGGAAGAGGAGGAGGCCGUGGAAGGCCACAGCCCUACGGCGGAUUUGCUGGCCAGCAUGUACGCGCAUCAGCUUGAGCGAGCCGGCCGGCUGGAGCCCGCGAUAUUUGUGUUGUUACAUAUCGAAGGCAGUGAAGGGCGGGAAAGAGCUAUCAAGGAGGUGCUUCUGCGCUCUGUGGAUUUACUCGAAGAUGGCGUAGUGAGCAACCUCAUCGGCGUGAUGAAGAUCCCGCUUGCGUGGAUCAACGAGGCGAAGGCUCUCCGCGCCUUGUCCAAGGGGAGGGUCUGGGAAGCGUACGAGCUGUACAAGGCCGCACUGCUGUACGAGAAAGCCCACGACCUCGCGGUGCGCCAUCUAGCGCCGGAAGCUGCGAUCAGAGGCGACAUGGACCUCUUGAAGCAGCUCUUCCAGGGCAUGGAAGGGAAGGUUGCGUGGUAUAAUAUGCGGGGAAAGAUUUUCGUGGACUACGCAGAUAUCGGAACGACGCUCCCGCCUCUCCUCUUCGAGCUGCGGGCAGAGCCAAACGCGAUUCCCGACGCAGCUCAGAAGUUCGUCGUCGAAAAUAUGUCCAACUUGAUACCUCGGUUGAUCGGGCUCUUGCCCGACAUUCUGUCUGACCGCUCGGACCCGCGACAUCGCGCAGCUCUCAGGCAUAUGACGGGGAAGCUCAUGAGUGCACUCGCAAAACUCAAGGCGGCGAAUUUGACUCAGACGCACAUCCAGAUCAAGUCUGCGGACGAGGGCGCUCGGUUGGAGUACCUCCACGCCAGCCUAUACGAAAACUUCCUGAAUAACAUGCGGACGGUAACCGCGUCCGCGUAA